AUGAAAUCUUUUACAUACAUUUCAUUUUUAAUUUGUAUAUUAUUCAUUUUUAUAAAUAUUGGACAUGGUCAAAUUUGGGAAGGUCCAAAUCAAGAGUUGGGUACAUAUUUUAGUUAUGAUAAAAUGCAAGAUCUUAAUUAUGAUGUAACAAAUUGGACUGUAAAAACAACAGAUCACGAUAGAACAUAUAAUAGAUAUGAUUAUUCAUUUUUAAGACUUCACCUUCGUAAUACAAAAUUUUUUUUUCAUGGUUAUAUAGAUGUUCAUCCAAGAGUCGAUGAGUUUACAACAGUUAAAUUCUUAAAAACUGGUUUUAUUUAUGAUAAGAUUAAUCCAGAUUAUAAUGGUACAGUUAUGGAUAGAGAUAAUAUGUAUACUCUUUCAGGUGAACUUAUUGGUCUUAAAAAUGUAACAACCUAUACACAUCAAUGGGUAAAUGUUAGUAGACCAUGUUGGGUAAAUGGUACAAGAGCAAUCAAUUCACAAUGUAAUGGUACAACAAUCGAUAUGAAGCCAAUGAGAAAUUGGUAUGUUAAAGAAUUACAACGUUUUAAAACUGUAAAACAAGAACCAAUUCAAUUACCAGAAAAGAAACUUACUGACAAAAACUCUGAAACUUUUGUAUCAACUUUUGUAAUCGUUAUACAAUUGGAUGAUGGUAAAAUUGUUGAUGCCACGUGGGAUGGUGAUAGGUUGCCCGAAGUCUGUAAAAAAUGUGAUGCUUGUAUUGAUAAUCAGUGUGGUGUUUAUUGGGAAGAUAUGCCAUGUGACCAAUAUAAUGGUUGUAUUUUAAAAAUUAUUGUUGCAUGGGCUGGUAGAGAUGCUUCUGGUACUAAUUGUCGUUCAAUUAAUAGAAUUCCAUCAAAUUUCCAAAGAUACUCAGCAACUCCAUACAAAAACAUUGGUCGUAACUUUUUCGACGAUUUUAUGUACCGUGCUACCUAUGGCAAAGAUCCAAAUAUUGCUUAA
Molecule: messenger RNA, 969 nt
Organism: Dictyostelium discoideum AX4
Lineage: Eukaryota; Evosea; Eumycetozoa; Dictyosteliales; Dictyosteliaceae
Exons: 4
Coding region: 1-969 (322 amino acids)
Source: RefSeq, a predicted model, not a curated record